AAACACUUCUAUAUAAGGAAUUCCCUUGUGUCUAUCUUCAUAUUCUGCGUGUUAAUUUCAAGAAACAACAACAACAAUAUGAAGCACGUUUUCAGCGUAAUCUUUUUUACUUUCUCGAUGUGUAUCACGCAUUCGUUUGCACAGUCGCCAUCGAAAGAAGUGGCAUGUCCAUCGUGUUUCCAUCUUGAAUUCGAAAUCCGCAACCUUCCAAGGUUUAUCAAGAUAUAUGUCGAAUCCAUGCUGUCAGGACUAAAAUUGUCCAAUCCGAACUGCGCAAGCAAUAAAGUGGCACCCAAAGCCUGCCCGAAGCCUCUAAUCCCAGGUCUUAUGGAAAACAAAUGCCAGACAGCAAGAAUAAAUCUAAAAGCCGUCGGAAUAAAAUCAAUUUUUCCAGAUGCGGAACUAGAUGUGGGUGUUAUACUUCGAACAUGUAAAUCUGAAUGGUCAGGAACUAUGGAUAAAUGUAUGAAACUAAGUGAAGUUGAUGCUGCAACUAAAGCAGAGAUUACUAAGAAGCUUAAACGGGUGGAAACUCAGUGGAACAGCGUCACCUACACCGGAAACGUUUGCACCAAAACACCUUAAACACAACGAUCCAGUACCAGACAUUUUUAUAUGACAUUGCUACCUUUGUAAUCAUUUUCUCAGAGAUGUUUUAAUCAUUUAUUUAUAUAGAAAUUCAGGUUUAACCGUCUUUUUCUAAAUUUGCAUUAUUAUGAUAUAUUAACAUCAUUCUUCCAAAAGAAGAUAAUUGUAUCAGAUAGUUUGUGUAUUUUCGUGUCUUUGCAUGUAUAGCCAUUGUGGUACUCUCUUUGAAUAAAAAUAAAUUUCUUUUCAUAA
Messenger RNA from Mercenaria mercenaria, 840 nucleotides. RefSeq lists its product as uncharacterized. The transcript has 3 exons. Lineage: Eukaryota; Metazoa; Mollusca; Bivalvia; Venerida; Veneridae. Bases 79 to 585 code for a protein of 168 amino acids. The record is from RefSeq and is a predicted model, not a curated record.